Galendromus occidentalis (western predatory mite) is the source of this 1893-nucleotide messenger RNA. RefSeq names its product leucine-rich repeat-containing protein 15. The record is from RefSeq and is a predicted model, not a curated record. The transcript is spliced from 3 exons. Gene Ontology annotation, cellular component: plasma membrane. Lineage: Eukaryota; Metazoa; Arthropoda; Arachnida; Mesostigmata; Phytoseiidae. Gene Ontology annotation, molecular function: protein binding. The coding region runs from base 1 to 1893 and encodes 630 amino acids.
AUGGCAAGUGACAGCUAUUAUGAAAAGCUGAUUGUGCGCUACGUGAAGGCUGCCGCCUGUUUGGCGCUGCUAGGCGCUACAGAGGCCGAAGUCAACCUCGAGCCCGGCUUGGCCAUUCGACAACAAAAUGAUAAACCGCCUAUCGUGAAAAUGCUCCCUUUCGUGUUCCUGUUGCUUUUCGGAGCAACGUCCGGCUGGAGAGGCUUCUGCCCUCUGAGAUGUCGAUGCAACGACAAAGAGCUUGUCGUGCACUGCAAUGAUGCGGCGCUGGACGUCAUUCCGAUCACACUGAACCCCGGUCUCCGGGAGCUGCAUUUGGCCAGGAACACCAUCAAGAACAUAAUGAGCGCAUUCAGCGUCUAUCCCACUCUGGAGAGUCUCGACGUCAGUCACAAUCAAUUACACAACCUCAACAAGAACAACUUCCAUCUGCGACACUUGAUGCAGCUCGACAUCAGCAACAACUUCGUCGAGGAGGUCAACGCAGAAACCUUCCGAGGGCUUCAGAAUUUGAACGAGCUGAACUUGCGGAAGAACUCCCUCAGCAGUCUUCCCGCGCGAGCCUUCCAUGACAUGCGCAAUCUGGAGCUCCUGGAUCUCUCCAAUAACCAGCUAGUGAAAAUCGAUCAGUCAGCUUUCAUCGGUCUCGUUCGACUCCAGAAACUCAUUUUGAGGUCGAACUCGUUCGAGGAAAUACCCAGCGAGGCCUUCGCUCACUUAUCCCAUCUACAUACGCUGGACUACGGCGGGAACGCCAUAAGCCGCGUUCCGAACCACGCUUUCCACUAUCUCAGUCGAUUGCGGGAGCUUUAUUUGGAUCGUUGCAACAUUGCUGUUUUUGAAUUGAAAGCGUUCAACGGUCUCGUAUCGUUAGUGAAUCUAAACCUUCAGUACAACAGCCUCGAACGCUUCCCCGCUCAGGCUCUCGCCGAACUCCACAAGUUGGAAGAGCUCAGUGUGGGCGGUAAUCGUUUCGGGGAGAUCCAAUCCGGAGAUUUACACGUGCUUCCGGGCCUGAAAAAGUUCAGUUUGACGCAAUCGGAAUCUUUCGAGAGGAUCGCCGAGGACGCUUUCGACCACUCGCCGAACGUCGAGCAGGUCCUCCUGGAGAACAACAAACUCCUCCAGCAUCUGCCGGAGAAACUUUUUGCGCAGCUCCGUGUUCUUAAGCACGUUAGUUUACGAGGCAACGCGCUGCGAUUCAUACAUCCAAAGGCGGUUCCCGUCGGACAGUUGGACACGUUCGACAUUUCGAAGAAUCCUCUAAUUUGCAACUGCUCGAUAGAGUGGUUGUGGAAUCAGUUGCGGUUCCACGAGUCGAUCGCGUAUCACAACAGUUCGGGGGCUCGAUGCGCGGGACCGGCCAAUCUGCAGCACGAGCUGAUUAAGAAUCUCUCGCAGGCCGAUCUCGACUGUGAUGGUCCUGCGAAACGGGGCCUGCUCGUUCUCGGGGUGACAGCGGCUUGCGUGCUAGGUAUUCUAAUUGCGGGUGCGGUGGCGCUCUGGUGGCGACGGCGAUCCUUGGCGCUCAUUAAAACGAAACAAAUGCAAUUGGGUUGCGAUUCGAACACGCUGACGGCGCCGAUGGUUGAACACCAUAACCACCAGACGUACCUGACUCAGGCGCACUUCGGCCCGGGAACGCUCCCGUUGCCCCUACCCCCUCAGUCCCCGUACCACGGUAGUUCCUACUAUUCGAGUCAGCAUACGCUGAACUCGACGGGGUAUCUCAUAAGCAAUCCGAUGGACUCUGCCAACCACGUGUACAUGACCGUCGGACCGCCGAGUCCUCAACACAAAAUCCCCCAUUCGCCGGCAUUGAAUCAGUGUUACUACACGAUGUCGACAGAGAAGAAAUACAAGCCAAAUCAGGCAUCGCUAGCCUACAUUUAG